This is a messenger RNA of Tyto alba (common barn owl), 1983 nucleotides long. RefSeq names its product tyrosylprotein sulfotransferase 1 (gene TPST1). Bases 765 to 1904 code for a protein of 379 amino acids. Gene Ontology annotation, molecular function: protein-tyrosine sulfotransferase activity. Gene Ontology annotation, biological process: peptidyl-tyrosine sulfation. The record is from RefSeq and is a predicted model, not a curated record. The transcript has 8 exons. NCBI's taxonomy places the organism in Eukaryota, Metazoa, Chordata, Aves, Strigiformes, Tytonidae. Gene Ontology annotation, cellular component: Golgi apparatus.
UGCUGCCAGAGCCGUUGCCUUUGUCGGCCGGGCUGGAGGGUGGCCGCGGCCUGAGGCGGCGGCGUUUGGGAGCGGGUCGGCGCUGCGGCCGCGCCGUUCCCGGGUCCCUCAGGCGCCGCUGCCGGGCCGGGGCGCUCGGCUGUGCGGGCACCGCCGCCGGUCCCGUAGCUGCAGCCGGUCGCGCCCGAGGAUGGGCGGCGGGGCCGGCUCGCUGCUUCCCGCCGGUGCCGUGGCGGGGUGCGAGGCGAAUCCGAGCCGGGUAAAUCGGAAAGUUUCCGUACGGGCGGGCUAAGUUGCUUCGGGAGCUCCCAGCGCUCCAGAUGUCUUUGUUCAGCCUCUGAGAGGUGUCGGGGGAGGCUGGCCGCGGGUGCUACGCCGCUGUGAGUACCCGCGGCAGAGUAGGGGAGGCACAGAGGAACAGUUUUGUAGCACCGCGUUUAUAUCUGCAAGCGCAACGUAUAGUAGUCGUCUGGAAUUGUGCUGAGAGUGAUUCAUCAUUCUGCUUUACCCAACCUGUGAAUUGAGGAUUUCAGCCUUCAGACAACAGGCUUUCCCCCAUACUGCUGCACUGUUCAGAUGACUUCCACUUAAAUUUCUGGGACUUUGUUUCAUUUAACAUCCAGAUAUUUAAGGUGCAGUUAAAGACGGCUCUUCAGCAAGGAGAGACCUUAAUUUAUUUUGGAUUAAGAUUCCCAUGGCAUGUGAACUAGAAGAUAAUUUGAAAUAGAAAGUCUCUUUAUUUUGAAGUGACAGUCUUUAUCAAAAUGGUUGGAAAACUCAAACAGAACUUGCUAUUGGCAUGUCUGGUGAUCAGUUCAGUGACAGUGUUUUAUUUGGGCCAACAUGCUAUGGAGUGUCACCAUCGAAUAGAAGAACGCAGCCAGCCUGUGCGGAUGGAAAGUGUGAGAAGCACAGUAAGAACUGCUUCCAGUGUAAAUGCAAACAAAACUUUUGCUUACAACAAAGACAUGCCUUUAAUAUUUAUUGGAGGAGUACCUCGAAGUGGCACUACCCUAAUGCGUGCCAUGCUUGAUGCCCAUCCGGAUAUUCGAUGUGGAGAAGAGACAAGGGUAAUCCCGCGAAUUCUGGCAGUUAAACAGAUGUGGGCUAGAUCAAGCAAAGAGAAAAUCCGACUGGAUGAAGCUGGAGUCACAGAUGAGGUUCUGGACUCAGCCAUGCAAGCAUUUUUAUUGGAAAUCAUUGUGAAACAUGGGGAGCCUGCUCCCUAUUUGUGUAACAAAGAUCCUUUUGCUUUAAAAUCCUUAACUUAUCUUGCUAGAAUUUUCCCCAAUGCCAGAUUUCUUCUAAUGGUACGGGAUGGUCGUGCAUCUGUACAUUCCAUGAUAUCUAGAAAAGUCACAAUAGCUGGAUUUGACCUGAACAGCUACAGGGACUGCUUGACCAAGUGGAACCGUGCUAUAGAAACUAUGUAUAACCAGUGUAUGGAAGUUGGUUUUGAAAGGUGUAUGCUGGUGCAUUACGAACAACUCGUAUUGCAUCCUGAAAGAUGGAUGAGAACUCUCUUAAAGUUUCUUCGCAUCCCAUGGAACCAAGCAGUGCUACACCAUGAAGAAAUGAUUGGAAAAGCAGGGGGUGUUUCUCUUUCAAAGGUUGAAAGGUCUACUGACCAAGUUAUCAAGCCAGUCAAUGUGGAAGCACUGUCAAAGUGGGUUGGGAAGAUACCUGCUGACGUUCUGCAAGAUAUGCCUGUGAUUGCACCCAUGCUAGCAAAACUGGGCUAUGAUCCAUAUGCCAAUCCACCAAAUUAUGGAAAGCCAGAUCAGAAAGUUGUGGAAAACACAAGGAGGGUCUAUAAAGGUGAAUUUCAGCUUCCUGACUUUCUUAAAGAAGUGCCACAGCCAAAGAAGACAGUAGAAAGGAAGUCUCGUGGCAAGAUAAAAUGAACAUGGAUCAGUGAAGUCGAAUAGCUGUAGUACUGAACCUGUGGAAUAGAAGAUACAAUGGAUAUUUCUUGCACAGAAG